AUGAAGUUGCUUACUCUUUUCUCCUGUGUCGCCGCCGCGACGGCGGCCGUUACACCCCGCCAUGACGCCGAACCGGCUGAGAGCAACCUCCAGAGCAGGGGAGCGUCCUGCAAUGUUUGCGUAACCACUGUCAAGGGCUCAUCUACGACAAUCUGGGGUCCUUUCCCUUUUCCUUACGACCACGGAGGCCAGACGUCGCGAGGGAUUUACGUCGGCUGCGACGUCCAUAUCGAUCGCAAGCGCACGACGGAUUGCAGUCAGUGGAGUGUGUGGACGAAGGGCACCUGUGGACAGGUUACCAAGCAGCAGACGUGUUGA
Messenger RNA from Colletotrichum siamense, 318 nucleotides. RefSeq lists its product as uncharacterized. The transcript has 2 exons. Lineage: Eukaryota; Fungi; Ascomycota; Sordariomycetes; Glomerellales; Glomerellaceae. Bases 1 to 318 code for a protein of 105 amino acids. The record is from RefSeq and is a predicted model, not a curated record.